CAGCAGCAGCAUCCACCCUGGGACUCCUCCAUGAGAGCACUUCCCUCCCUCCCUCUCUCUGUCUCUUUACAAUCCUUUAUCCCUUCACUCUGUCAUCCCUUUGCUCCGCUACCCUUCACCCUCUCCCUCUUGUGAGUGUGCACUGCCCUCAACCAGCCACUCUUACUCCCUCCUCUCCCCUCUCUUCCUCAACAUCAUUUGACUUUGAAUCGCAAGACGUCGAUCGAUCUCUCCUAUGAAACAAUCCAAUUGAUCUGUCGCUCGGGUUCCUGAAGGAAGUAACAGAGCAGCAUGUCCCGGAGAAAGCAGAGCAAGCCACGACAAAUUAAACGGCCUCUGGAAGAUGCUAUUGAGGAUGAAGAGGAAGAUUGUGUAUCCGAGGAAAAUGAUAAUAUCAUCACAAAGGAAGAAUUUCCACUGGAAGAAAGUUUUACAACAGAUUUUGAACCAGAAAACAUGACCUGUGAAGAUGAGGAAUAUUUCUGUAAUAAAGCAGGUGAAGAGGGCGGCCAUGAUACAGCAGAGCUGGAUGGAGAGGUUCUGUCAGACAAAACUUUACAAGCCAGGACAGAAGCGGAUGGUUGGGAUGGACCAGGAGAGUUGGAAGCUUUCCAGAAGGACGGAGAACGCAGGAUUCAGAGCCGACAACAACUUCCAGUUGGAACAACAUGGGGGCCCUUCGCUGGCAAGAUGGACUUGAACAAUGAUAACAACAUUUUGAGGACAAAGGCUCCCGUUCCUCUGGUGCUGACUGAUGGUCCCAAAUGGUUGUUGGAUGUGACCUGGCAAGGCGUUGAGGAUAGCAAGAACAACUGUAUUGUGUACAACAAAGGAGGACAACUGUGGUGUACAACUACCAAGUCUAUCGCUGAGGGCGAGGAGUUAAUUGCCUUUGUUGUGGAUUUUGACUCAAGGCUACAAGCUGCCACUCAAAUGACUCUUACAGAGGGAAUGUAUCCAGCUCGCUUGUUGGACUCGAUACAAUUGCUUCCUCAACAGGCAGCAAUGGCGUCUAUCUUGCCUACAGCCAUUGUCAACAAAGAUAUCUUCCCCUGCAAAUCCUGUGGCAUUUGGUAUAGAAGCGAACGCAAUCUGCAAGCUCACCUCAUGUAUUACUGCAGUGGUCGCCAGAGGGAAACAUCUCAGCUGCCCGAGGACAAUGAGGACACUUCCCAGCAAAUGUCCUGUGUCUGUCCAUUCCCACAGUGCACAAAAAGUUUCUCUAGUGCAAGAGCUUUAGAAAUGCACUUAAAUUCUCACACUGGUGUUAAAGUUGAAGAUUUCCUUCCCCCCGGGGCCAGUCUGAAAUGUACAGUGUGUAACUACACUGCGGAAUCUGUGAUUAACUUCCACAAACACCUGUUCUCUCAUCUUACUCAAGCUGCCUUUAGAUGCACUCAGUGCCAUUUUGGCUUCCAAACUCAGAGGGAACUCCUACAACACCAGGAGCUUCAUGUCCCUGGAAGUAAACUACAACGGGAAGCUGACACUGAACAUUCUCCUGGUGCCAGCGAAGCAAAUGCACAACAGACGCCAGAACUGCUGAAUAAAAAUGAACUUCUACGGAGCCAAAAGACUGUGCAGAAUAAAGAUGCAAGCUCAGACAGUGAACUGGAAAAGAGUGAAAAGAAACCCAUCCUUUUCCUCGCCAAUCAGAGGCCAGAGGCAACAAACAAAAACGUUUUUUCGUAUACGAAAAUUAAAUCUGAGCCAUCGAGCCCGCGGCUCGCUUCAUCUCCAGUACAACCCACCAUCGGACCUUCAUUCCCUAUGGGGCCUUUUCUUUCCCAGUUUGCUUUCCCACACGAUAUCACGGUGGUUCCUCAAGCCUCGGAAAUCCUUGCAAAGAUGUCUGAACUGGUACAUAGGAGGCUAAGACAUGGCAGUAAUAGCUACCCCCCAGUAAUUUACAGCCCCUUAAUGCCAAAGGGGGCUACCUGCUUUGAGUGCAACAUAACUUUCAAUAAUUUGGACAAUUAUUUGGUACAUAAGAAACAUUACUGCAGCAGCCGGUGGCAGCAUAUCACCAAGACUGCCGAGUUCCCCAAUGUUACCGAGAAGAUGCCGGAAUCAGUAAGUCCAACCAAUGCUCAGAAUUCUGUGAACCUCCUAAACCCUCCUCUUCCUUCUACUGAACCUGACAACCAGCUCCUUCCGACAUCAUGCAUUAACUCAGGCAACGUAUUAGAUUUGUUAGGGUCCAAUAUUAAGCCAAGAGACAACAAAGACUUUGCAGCAGAUGUUAAAAAAAUUACAAAUGCUGGUAGCAAUGACGAGAAAAUGAACGGAAAGCCCAAUGAAAUUAAAAACACCACCCCUCCUCAGCUGGACACGGACAACAGUGACCCGAACAAAACCACCUGCGAAGCUUGUAAUAUCACGUUUAGUAGACACGAGACCUUUAUGGUUCAUAAACAGUACUACUGUGCGACGCGCCAUGACCCACCAUUAAAAAGAUCUGCAGCGAACAAAGUGCCUGCCAUACAGAGAACUAUGCGAACAAGGAAGAGGAGAAAGAUGUAUGAGAUGUGCCUCCCCGAACACGAUCAGAGGCAACAGCUAGUUCAACAGCAUUUUCUUCAAGUAGCUAAUCUUGGCAACCCAUGUACAUCUUCUCAAGACUCAGCAGAGGGACUUGGGGACUGUUAUCACCCCAGGUGCGAUAUCUUUCCAGGAGUUGUUCCAAAACAUUUGGAAACAUCACUUUCAAUUAGUAAAUGUGUUCCAGUGGUGAAAUGUGAUCCUUCGCACUCAACCAUUUCCUCCCUUGAGAUGGAUGCUCCUAUAGACCUCAGUAAAAAAUGUUUAACACAAUCAGAUAGGGUAUCCACAUCUCCGAAAAGGCUUCUGGACUAUCAUGAAUGCACAGUAUGUAAAAUAGGAUUUAAUAAAGUUGAAAACUACCUUACUCAUAAGCAAAACUUCUGUCCUGUGACAGCAAGCCAACGCAAUGACCUAGGGAAUCUCGAAAGCAAAGUGUUUCCCAAUGCGGAAAAUGAGAGGAGCAGCCCUGAAGCCAACUUCGAAAGGAACGCCAUAAAGUGCGAAAAGAACCGAACCACAAAACAGUCCUCACCUAAUGGGAACUUAUUCUCUUCGCACUUAGCAACUCUUCAAGGUCUUAAAGUCUUUAGUGAGGCAGCCCAGCUUAUCGCAACGAAAGAAGAAAACAAAAAUGCAUUUUUUCCACAAUGCCUUUACCCAGGAGCAAUAAAAAAAGCAAGAGGAGCAGAUCAGCUUUCUCCGUAUUAUGGCAUCAAGCCAAGUGAUUAUAUUUCUGGGUCUCUUGUAAUACACAAUGCGGAUUUAGAUCAAAGCACAAAUGUAGGAAGCGAGUCUCCCAAAAGCCAGAUACCUUCAAAUGGAUGUUCUUUGCUGAAGAAAGAGUCACUCCCGCUAUUGCCAAAAAACAGGGGUAUGGUAAUAGCUAAUGGUGGACUUAAGCAGGAGGACCGACCUGCAGUCAAUUCCCAGCAAGAAAACAUAUCCCAGAAUCCUCCACAGGAAGAUGGAUGCAAAUCCCCCUCCUGGGCUUCUGACAAACCUUUGACAGCCAAUGAAAAUGUCUCUCCGUCAACCCCAGCUGCUGAGGAUCAGGUGUCAAGCCUGACGAAAAACCUAAAUGGUUCUGGUACAGCUGCAGCCGGUGGGAAAUAUUGCCGCCUGUGUGACAUCCAAUUUAACAAUCUUUCAAACUUUAUUACUCACAAAAAGUUUUAUUGCUCGUCACAUGCCGCCGAGCACGUCAAAUGAACAAUCACGUGCGUUGAUUUUGGUAAAAACAAAAAACAUGAAGUCUAUUUGUUUCUUGCAGUUUGAGAACAGAGGAGAAAAAAAAUAACAAUGCUGCUUAACUGAUACCUGGACAAUCAGGAUAAACAUUCAUGAAAAAUGACUUGAAUAUUUGAAGUGUAAUUCCAUGACAGUUAUGCGUAAAAGUGUAUUAUUGGUGCCAUUUUUCCUAUUAUUUAUUUUACCAGCAGUGUUCAUACAGUUGUGCCCAGCACGGACUCCUGCGCCCCUGCCAUUUAGAUGGAAAGAAGUACUUAACCGGCACAGCAGUCACUGUUGGACACGACUGUAGCUGUGGUUAUGUUAUUUUUUAUUUAAAGAACUUUAUAUUAAAGUCAUUUGUAAUGUUAUUGUAUAGUUAUUGUGUAGCACAUAUGGUUUGCACCUGUAUAGUAGAUUUUAAAUGAUAUAGACACAACAUUACGGAAAAAAGGACAUAUUAGGAAUAGCUUCAGAAGCACUUGUGUAUACCUACUUUUUUUUUUUCUUCUUCUUCUACGCUUUUGCGACUAGUAGAUGUCUCUGCUGAAGUAUAACUGGCAGACUGGGAACUGAGUAAAAAUAUAUUUAGUUAAUAAUUAUUAUAAAUUAUAAUGUUCAGGAAGACUAAAAAAACAAUCAGUAAUUGGAAGUUGUUGUAACGUACAUAGAUAGAGAUGGCCCUAGAGCAAAUACCGAAAUGGCCUUCUAGUAUGGUGUCUGAUUUUGACCUUACCAGGAAAGCUCUGCUAUCCAUGACCCAAUGGUCAAUAUCCUCCUCCAUUAAUUUGCUGACAAUGCAGUUCCCUGUAGAGAAUUAUGCACAGUUUCUUACCAAUAGUAAAAUAAAUCAGACCAACCAGGACAGGGCCCCCUCUCUCCAAGGGCCCCAUAGCAGCUGCAUGGUCUGCCACUAUCAUACUUUUGCCCUUGCUUGUGCCAUAUUAAGUUAAGUAAACCUGCUAGGACAAGAUCUCUUUAAAUAAGCAUAUGGUGACCUAUCAAAACUUAAAUAAAUAAAUAAUACAUAUAAAUACAAUACAAAUAAAUAAAGGGGGCAAAACUGAGCUCCCAAAGCUAAUUUAUCUAGACUAAUCUACCAUAAUCUACCAUGUUAGAAUACAUAAGAUUUUUCCUCAUCCAUCUGUGGUAUGCAAACCCAGACAGAACACUGUAAGGCAGUGCUUCACCAAGCUCGGUCCUCAAGCCCCCCCCCCCCCCAAGCAGGUCAUGUUUUCGGGAUUUCCUUAGUCUUUCACAGAUGAUAUAAUUAUGGUCAGUGAAUCGGACAUCAUCACAGGUAUAUCACCUGUGAAAGACCAAGAAAAUCCAGAAAACAUGACCUGUUGGGGGGGUCUUGAGUACCGCACUACUCUAAUGUGAUUUGUAUCACCUUCUGCACCAUCUGUGACCAGAAAAAUGGCCAGACACUAGGGAUUUCAUGACAUUAGAUAUGUGUUUGUUGAUGGUUGAGCAACUAUCUGGUAUACAAUCAUAAUGCCAAUGCAGCCAUAAGUCUUUAUUCGCUAUUACAGUCCUUCAUACUCAAUAUCAUUGUUCAACUACAGCAGGUGAUAAAAGAUACUCACCAUGGAACAUUCUUUAAUAGAACAAAUGUUUGUGUUGUGGCCAACUUCACCGUACACACUCAAGUAAUAGUGAUUAUUCGAUCAAAAUUCAAAUAAUAGCCAACUUUUUCCAGACAAUUUGUUUAUUUAUUUAUCACUAGCUAAAAUAAUCGUUCAUUGUUACUUUCAGCCUGAUGAACUGUUGUUUUGGUUGAAGUCGUCAGUUAAGCUCCAAAUUAUACUCGUCUGUAAAACCACAUUAAAGGGGUACUCCGCUGCUCAGCAUUUGGAACAAA
Molecule: messenger RNA, 5635 nt
Organism: Hyla sarda
Lineage: Eukaryota; Metazoa; Chordata; Amphibia; Anura; Hylidae
Gene: ZFPM2
Product: zinc finger protein, FOG family member 2
Exons: 8
Coding region: 292-3753 (1153 amino acids)
Biological process (GO): positive regulation of transcription by RNA polymerase II; negative regulation of transcription by RNA polymerase II; heart development
Cellular component (GO): nucleus
Molecular function (GO): RNA polymerase II-specific DNA-binding transcription factor binding
Source: RefSeq, a predicted model, not a curated record